Molecule: messenger RNA, 5894 nt
Organism: Thunnus maccoyii (southern bluefin tuna)
Lineage: Eukaryota; Metazoa; Chordata; Actinopteri; Scombriformes; Scombridae
Gene: pnpla6
Product: patatin-like phospholipase domain containing 6
Exons: 36
Coding region: 115-4167 (1350 amino acids)
Biological process (GO): phosphatidylcholine metabolic process
Cellular component (GO): endoplasmic reticulum
Molecular function (GO): phosphatidylcholine lysophospholipase A1 activity
Source: RefSeq, a predicted model, not a curated record
GCUUAAUCAAAGAUGAUUUCCGCUACAUGUUAGUUGACAGUCAGUGACGUUUGACGGGAGUCCAUCAGCUCAGUGGCCGUUGAUGGACCAUCCCUAUGAAGAAACAGGCUUACAAUGGGACAGAGUACCUCGGAACAAGAGGUCCAAGGAGACAACCCUGAGGACGGGUUUAAUAACAUCAAGACAUUUGUGGAGGAGGAACUACAGACAAGCAUGAUGGUCGGGAUGGUGAUUGGUGCUGGAAUCGCCAUAGUCCUCAUCGCCAUCCUCAUCUUCUUCAUCUUGCGGAGGAUCCAGCUUCGAAACCUCGAAGCCCAGGAGGCUCCCAAAUACCGCUUUCGCAAGAGGGACAAAGUCAUGUUCUAUGGGCGAAAGAUCAUGCGUAAAGUCUCUCAGUCUACCUCUUCCCUGGUGGGUACAUCCUCUUCCUCUCGGCCACGCCUGAAAAAGAAGCAGAAGAUGCUCAACAUUGCCAAAAAGAUCCUGCGCUUUAAGAAGGAGGUGCCCACCCUGCAGGCCAAGGAGCCCCCUCCCUCAGUGCUGGAGGCAGACCUCACAGAGUUUGAUGUGGCCAACUCUCACCUCCCCUCUGAGGUGCUCUACAUGCUUAAAAAUGUCCGUGUGCUGGGUCACUUUGAGAAGCCCCUCUUCCUGGAGCUGUGCAAACACAUGGUGUUUCUGCAGUUCCAACAAGGGGAAUACGUCUUCAGGCCGGGCCAGCCUGACAGCAGCAUCUACGUGGUUCAGGAUGGAAAACUAGAAUUGUGCCUUACUGGAACAGAUGGCAAAGAAAAUGUGGUAAAGGAGGUUUACCCAGGAGACAGCGUCCACAGCCUCCUCAGCAUCCUGGAUGUCAUCACAGGCCACCAGAAGCCUUACAGAACGGUGUCAGCACGGGCUGCAGAGGUUUCCACUGUUCUCCGUUUACCUGUAGAGGCCUUCCUGUCUAUAUUUGAGAAGUACCCUGAGAGCCUGGUGCGGGUAGUACAGAUUAUCAUGGUUCGUCUCCAAAGAGUAACAGUCCUAGCCCUGCACAACUAUCUGGGGCUCACAAAUGAGCUCUUCAGCCAUGAAAUGCAGCCCUCACGUCUGCCACCGCCGUCUCCCCACCCAACUCGUACCAGUCCCAUCCGCCACGGCAAGCGCUUUGGCAGUCUGACAGUGCCUGAGGAGCAUCGGGAAGCUGCCAUUAAGGGUGAAGCUACAGGAGGAGAACAAGGGAAGGAUGCAGCAACAGUGCCAACUCUUAGCAGGACCAUCUCCAUGCCUGUGGAUAUUGCUGGUAUACAGAAAGGUCUGAGAUCAGACUUUGACAUGGCAUAUGAAAGGGGACGGAUCUCUGUUUCUGCAGAGGAUGGCAACACUCCUCCCACCUAUAGUCGGUCUAUAUCUCAGGACCAGCGGGAGAGGAAGGUGACAGUAGACGAGGUUCCCUCAGGGAUCUACCUGUAUCCAGAGGAAGAGCCGGGAGUGGACAACAUUUUCUCACCCAUAUCCAGUCGAUCCAGUGCUUCUCUGUUUGAGGAAGCUCAGAAAGAGGUUCUCAAGCUCAUGAGGAUUGAGGACCCCACCUUGUUAAAUGGGAGAGUGACUCUGCACCAUGCAAAAGCUGGAGCCGUCUUGGCCAGACAGGGAGACCAGGAUGUUAGUCUGCACUUUGUCCUGUCUGGUUGCCUGCACGUCUACCAGCGGAUGAUCAAUAAACAAGAUGCUGUUUGCUUGUUUGUCACCCACCCGGGGGAGAUGGUGGGCCAGCUCGCUGUGCUGACCGGAGAGCCCCUCAUCUUCACCAUCAAGGCCAUCCGAGACUGCACUUACCUCAAGAUCUCAAAGUCAGAUUUUUACGAGAUCAUGAGGGAGCAACCUAGUGUGGUGCUGAGUGCGGCCCACACAGUGGCCAUCCGUAUGUCUCCUUUUGUCAGACAGAUGGACUUUGCUAUUGACUGGAUGGCUGUGGAAGCUGGCAGAGCCCUCUACAGACAGGAUGACCAGUCAGACUGCACCUACAUUGUCCUGAACGGACGUCUGCGUUCAGUCAUCCGCAAGGCAAACGGCAAAAAAGAACUAGUAGGGGAAUACGGCAGAGGAGACCUCAUCGGAGUGGUGGAGGCCUUGACCAAACAGCCAAGAGCCACCACUGUCCACGCUGUGAGAGACACAGAGCUGGUCAAACUGCCCGAGGGAACGCUCAACAACAUCAAAAGACGAUAUCCACAGGUGGUGACGAGGUUGAUCCACUUGUUAGGCCAGAAAAUUCUUGGGAACCUGCAGCAGGGUCGCGGACCGUUCUCAGGUUCAGCCCUGAGUCUGCCCGGUAUGACAGCCAGUGCCGACGUAACCAACCCCGCCAGCAACCUCUCCACAGUGGCUGUGCUGCCUGUAUGUGAUGAGGUGCCGAUCAAUGCGUUCAACCUGGAACUCAGCCAUGCCCUCAGUGCCAUCGGGCCCACUCUGCUAUUAACCAGUGACAUAAUCAGAGAGCGACUGGGUGCUUCUGCUUUGGACAGUAUCCAUGAGUACCGUCUGUCCGGCUGGCUGGCCCAGCAGGAGGACAUCAAUCGGAUUGUCCUUUACCAGACUGACAACAGCAUGACCCCGUGGACUCAGCGCUGCAUCCGCCAGGCGGAUUGCAUCCUCAUUGUCGGCCUGGGGGACCAGGAGCCUGCCUUGGGAGAGUUGGAACAGAUGUUGGAGAACACAGCUGUUCGGGCUCUGAAGCAGCUGAUCCUUCUACACAAAGAGGACGGUCCAGGCCCCUCCAGGACAGUCGAGUGGCUCAACAUGCGUAGCUGGUGCUCCGGGCAUCUUCACCUCAAGUGUCCCCGCAGGGUCUUUUCCAGACGCAGCCCCAGCAAACUGAGGGAGGUAUAUGAAAAGGUGUUUGAGAAAACGGCAGACAGGCACAGUGAUUUCUCUCGGCUGGCCCGAGUCCUGACAGGAAACAGCAUCGCUCUGGUGCUGGGAGGAGGUGGAGCAAGAGGCUGCUCUCAUGUGGGUGUAAUCAAAGCUAUGGAGGAAGCAGGGAUUCCUAUUGACAUAGUGGGUGGGACCUCGAUCGGCUCAUUCAUCGGCGCGCUGUACGCUGAGGAGAGGAGCGCUGUUAGAACCAAACAGAGAGCCAGAGAGUGGUCAAAGGCAAUGAAUUCGGUAUUUAAAACAGUCCUGGACCUGACUUAUCCCAUCACCUCCAUGUUCUCCGGAUCAGCCUUCAACACCAGCAUCUACAAAGUGUUUCAGGACAAGCAAGCUGAGGACCUGUGGCUGCCGUACUUCAACGUCACCACUGACAUCACAGCUUCAGCCAUGCGUGUUCAUCAGGAUGGCUCUCUGUGGCGCUAUGUGCGUGCGAGCAUGACCCUCUCGGGGUACCUGCCGCCUCUCUGCGACCCCAAAGAUGGCAACUUGCUCAUGGACGGUGGCUACAUCAACAACCUGCCAGCGGACAUCGCGAGGAACAUGGGCGCCAGAACAGUCAUCGCCAUUGACGUGGGUAGCCAAGAUGAGACCGACCUCUGUAACUAUGGCGAUUGCCUGUCUGGCUGGUGGUUGCUGUGGAAACGAAUCAAUCCCUGGGCGGAGAAAGUAAAGGUGCCAGACAUGGCAGAGAUCCAGUCGCGGUUGGCUUAUGUGUCAUGUGUACGGCAGUUGGAGGUGGUGAAGAAGAGCGCCUACUGCGAGUAUAUCAGACCGCCCAUCGACCGCUUCAAGACCAUGGACUUUGGCAAGUUUGACGAGAUCUAUGAUGUGGGCUUCCAACAUGGCAAGCUGGUAUUCACCGGCUGGGCCCGAGGUGACAUCAUCAAGAACAUGCUGAAGGAUCACCGUUCAGCCGACUACAACGACAGCAAGAGAACUGACUCUUGCACGUGUCCAGGAGCUGACUUCACGGACCUUGCAGAGAUUGUGUCCAGGAUAGAGCCGGUCCAAAGCUACGUAGCCGCAGAAGCGGAGGAGUCAGACUGUCUGACGGAGUACGAGGAGGACGGGAUGGACACAGUGAGAGAGGAGGAGGGGGAGGAAGAGGAGGAAGAGGCAGAUGACCCUGAGGACCACUCCCCCGGAGAGUGGGGCCAGAAUGGAGUCUUCCAGACUGAUGAGGAGAAAUCUGUGAGGCAACGCAGGAAACUCACCAGUGACUCCAACACCUCAGAAGUCUCCGACUGCUGACAGCGGGCCAUGGAGGAAUAGGAGGAGUUUAAACAAGAUCAAGGGCCAAAUUAGUCCAUAAAUUGUCAAGACGAGGGACUCGGACGUCACACUCAGCUCCUGCAACUCCUGAAACUCUAACAGACUGUUUGUUUUUUUUUCUUGCUUGUUUUUUGGAGGGAAUCACCGUUCAUUCUCUAAACUGUUAAACCUUUUUCUUUAAACAUGUAUCAAGUAGCUUCCUCUUCGCUCUCACGCUGGUUUCAUCUGUUCUCAUUCUUACCACAUCGUCAAAAAUGAAUACUGUAUAUGUGGGCUCUUUGAAAGUUUACCCCUACCCAGUGUACUAUUCCCUCAACCAGAGACUCCCCGAGUAACCAACACAAGAAAACAGGGACACCUAAAACUUCCCGAGUCACUUUUUCAGUUUCAAAUGGGCCAGAAAGACGCCUCCUGCAUGUCCCGUCUGUCUCUGAAUCUUCACGUACGUCUCUAAUGUCGGUACAGCUUCAUUGCACUCCGUACACGGUCCAUUCAUUUCUCGCGUGUGUUUGUUCGGACUAGCCCGUGUAUUAGGAUGACUGUUUGGUUCAGGCUUGAAAAGACUUGUUGAAAUAGUAGCAGGGCAGUGAAAAGACAAGUAAGGCAUACAUGUAGUAGAGCUGUAGUUGAUAAGAGUUAGGUAAGUUUUAGUGUAGAUGUCAAGUAGGGAGUCAGGUAGGGGAAGCUACAGGAGGAAUAUAUGUCCAUGUAGACACCAAAGUAGAGUUUAUGUUGAAUGAACAGAGGCGAGACGAGAGCGGCGGAUUUAAAAUUUAGAUAUUUAAAGAAAACGAUUUGUUAUGGAAUUCAGAAAGAUACUGUAGAAAGUUUUGAAAUGUGGAAAAUUUAAGAAAGAACAUUAAGGGUCCAGAGAAGGAAAGAGACGGACCAGUGAGUAAAAGUGUUAUUUUAAUUUAAUUUAUUUAAAAUUCACGCACAAUAGAGUAGAGUGAGCUUGAUUUGUUGUAGGUAGACUAAACCGAAGAGAAGAUGGAGAGAAUGUGUGACGGAAACGAAGGAUGAAUGAGGUGGUUUCGGUUGAGUGGAUGACAAUUGUGUCUGCGCGCGCUUGAUAUGGUGUGUUUCAGCUGUUUCGUUUAAAAAUGAUGCCAGAUAAAGACGAGGCCUUUUCAACCGGUGUUCGAUGCACUCUCGGUGAUGGCGGAGAAGAGAGAGAGCGAUCAUUUGACUGACACUACACAAAAAAAGCGCUGUGUGUGUGUGUGUGUGCCCGCCUCUGCUUUCGAGGUCACACACACACGCACACACACGCGCUCAGGGUUUCUGCGUUUACAGAAACGGACAUGAGACAUAAGUUGAGAGGAAAGUAUAGAUGAGACUUUAUCUCUGUCUUUACAGUAAUGGAAAUCUUAAAAACCAUGCCAACAAAUUAUUGUUGAGAAAAACGUCAUUUUGACGUGAACGCUACACAGAAACCCUGAGUUAAUCCUAAACUUCAAAUGGAAACUCACCUCAUGUAACUAACACUAUAAUUAAUAUGGACCUCUUGUAGAAAUUGUAACAGGAUUAUAUUAUAAUAUACACAUUGUUGAUAUUCAUAUAUGUAUAUGAGGUGGAAAUUUGUAAGUUGAUGCUUUGCUGCAAAACAAGGGAACCUACACCUAAACAAAAAAAGGGUUUCUUCUCUUAAAAUGUUUUUUGUUCUCUGGAUGGUUGCCAGAUUUGCUUUUUGUUCUUUAUUUAUA